AUGCGCAUCGGCAAUACCUACGACCCGGUCACGAAGCGCAUCACCUCUCUCAACGCCUUCGAUCCGCUGCUGCCCCCAGGCGGCUCUUCGCAGUAUCGACCCUGCGAUCGCAAGCCUGGGUGGCACACCGAUUCAGUCUACCGCAAAGAUGCACCAAUCGGAUCUCUGCUGUACUGCAGGCAGACACCCCCCGAAGGGGGCGCCACGUGCUUCGCAGACACUGUAAGUGCUCUAGCGGCUCUGCCGCUGGAAAAGCAGGAGAAGUUGAAGAAAUUGGAGUGUCUUUGCUCGCAGACUCAUCACGAUGCCAAGAUCAACAAGACUUCGCCGGACUUCCCGACGCUGACGCCGGAGCAGCGCAAGCAGAGCCCGGCGCAACGGGUGCCGAUGGUGUUGGAGCAUCCCUUGCAGAAGCGUUUGUCUCUCUAUGGGAUGAACGGUGGAACCUGCCGCGUACUGCCCAGAGAGGCCAAAGUCACUGACGAGGAACUGGAUCGCUACGAACUGGACGCCCUGGAGCACGAGUCGGUGCAGGAGGAAUGGAGGUCCUUGCUGCCGUUCGUCACGGACGCGCGUUUCACAGUGAAAUGGGAAUGGCAGGUCGGGGACCUGGUCCUUUGGGACAACCGCUGCACAAUGCAUUGCGCCACAGGCUUCGACCGCGAGCGCUACACACGGGAGAUGUGGCGCACCACCUUGACCAAGGAUCGCAGCGAUGCGGCCAAGCUCUUGGAUGCGAUGGUCUUAACCCACCGCAUUUGCCGUUUUGCAUGUUGUUCCAAGCAGUGGAUCUCCAAGCAGUGGACCUUUGCCCCGACGGAUCGCAAGAUUUCAGCCCUGGCAGCCCUGGCGUCCUCGCAGUUGGUGAGACAAGAGCAGCCGGUGGAGAGUUGGAAAAGUGCAGGCAGAUGGGCCACACAGGACCAGCAGUUCUACCGCGGCUGCUGCGGUGCCAGUCGCUACGCGCGGGGAACGUGUGCGGACGCACGCUUUUCAGAGUGUGAAAUGGCUAUUGGGCCUGGCAGUAGUGGGUUGGGGCGUCCGGCAUCUCAGGAGGUCACCCGAUUGUACCAGAAGCGACGAACGCAGAGGCCCCUUCGGAAAAGUGAGAUUCCUGAAGACUAUCGCGCAGCAGGGGUCAUUUUCUAUACUCUGGACAGAGCGAAGCAGCUUUGCAAGCUGCUCUUGGCGGUUGAGGAGCGUCGCGUGUCCUUCAGGGAAUUAGGUGUGGGUUCCGGCUCGGGGCAAAAGAGAGUUCUACUCUUUCCACAAGGGAAGCGAGAACCUGAAGAUGAAGGCGACUAUCUGGCCACGGCUCGCCGCGAAUUCAUUGAGGAGACCGGAGAUCCCAGCAAUUUGGCGCGACACCUGAAAGGUGAAUUAGGACGGACCUGGUACGUCGCCGCCAAGAUGGCCGUGGUCUUCUGCGAGGUGCCAUCCGAGGAAGCUACCAUGGACGCAUUCAAGGUGUCAGCUCCGGCGAAGCCGGCGCCCAAAGCGCGCAGGCAACAGGCCAGGAAGCAGGAGAAAGAAGCGCAUCAAAAGAAAGCACUGCCAUUGCAGCCUGUUUGGGUGGACGUAUCGGACUUGCGCAGUGCUAUGAAGCCAUCGGAUACAGGAGAGGUUAAGACUGAGAUCGGCCCGUUCUAUCUCUUCCCGGUCUCUCGGAAGUUCUUUCAGAUCGCGGAAGUGAGUCGAUGGCUAGGCUGGGCGGAUGCUGCCCGUUCGACCAGUCGCUACCGCGGCUACCGCGGCUACCGCGGACUGCGGCUGGCCAGGGUGCGCAAGGCCGCCGAGGUACCAGCCAUGCCCCUGGACCCCUGCUGUCCUAUGCACCUUGAGCACCGUCCUAUGCACCUUGAGCACGACGUGGCGAGGUCGCGCUCCGCGGAGCGCUCGGAGAGCCGCACCAGUUCAUCAGCUGAUUUGGUCUUGCUCUCAGAGAACGAAGUACAGCGCGCUUUCAAAGGGAGUGAAUUCACCUUGGAUGGACGGCGAACGGUGAUUGUUCUGCCGAACGAGGAGGAAGUGUUGGAAACCAUCGCAGAAGAAACGGCGACUUUGGCAUGUACGGCUAUCGAGGAGAAGGGCGCCUUCUCCUUGUGCGUUCCUGGAAGUUUUGGGCCCAAGGAUGGUAAGGACUUCGAAGGCGCCAAGCUGAUCGCCAAGUCCUUGCAGAUCUUGAGCCAGGAAGACUUGCAGUUCGACAAGUGGCACGUGUUCUUCGCGGGCGACCGUUUGGAUAGCCAGGAGUCCUUCCUCUUGGCCAAAGAAUGGAUCGACAGCAGCAAGAUCCCCGGCUCGCAGGUGCACCCCAUCCCUCAGCUUCCGGGGGCUGCGGAGGGAGCGGCCGCGCAGUACACGGCUGAGAUCUGCAUGCAGGAUGAGAGCGUCUUGAUGGACAGCGAGGAGGGCCUGCCCGCCCUGGACCUCCUGCUGUUGGACAUGGCAGCGGAUGGGACCGUAGGACGCCUACGGCCCGACUCGUCGGGGCCCAGGGAAGUGUGGCGUAGCACCAGAUUUGGAGUGGCCAUUGAAGUGAUUCUAGCGAUUUUGAUGCUGAACUGCAUUCUGCAGCUGCGAUGUUUAUUGCCACCACGGUCAACCUUGGCGCAGCUGCUGAUAUGGCCGGUGCAAGCGAUCUACACAGCUGAGUACACGGCCGUGCUCUUCGCCCCGCUGAUCUGUUGCUUGACGCUGUGGACCUGGCACCAGCUACAGCUGCCGGAGCACCAGGGCCCUGCCGGGCAGCGCAUUCAUCGGCUCUUGAAGAGUAGCCUGUGGAUCAGUUUGGUGGUGGUGGGCAUCACUGCUAUUCUUGAUUCAGAUCUUACGGUCCGAAUCGUAGCACUCGUAGUGUACCUGCCAGCUUCAACAAUUUCGCUGGUCUUCUCCGGCAAUCGCUUUCAAAGGACUCGACGAAUGCUGAGCACCUGGCGAGUGUUUUUGCCUUUGAUCUGCGAGUACAAACUCAUGUCUUGGUGGUUGCGCUUUGCAUCUCUAGAUCCCACAGAUGGAGCCUACUUCGCUGGCUUGCACGAGAAGUAUGCGCCCAAAGUCAUGAAUUUGCUGGUAAAGCAAGGAGGCAUUUUCGUGAAGAUUGGGCAGAUGCUGUCCUUGCUCCCCAAGGGUGUCCUGCCAGAGCCCUAUCUCCGGGAGUUCCAGACGCUGCAGACGCGGGUCCCGCCACGACCUGGGUCUGAAGUGCGGCAGUUGAUCUCGGAGGCUUUAGGCGAGCCUUUGGAGUCCGCCUUCUCCGAUUUCGAUGACGUCCCCAUCGGCUCUGCCAGCAUCGGACAAGUGCACAAGGCCACCUUGCGGCUUCGCGGCCUAGAGGUGGUGAUCAAGGUGCAAUACCCUGAAGUCUCCCGGAGCAUUGCAGCGGAUUUUGCCAACGCCGAACGUAUCGUUUGGCUGUUGGACAAGUCAAAAGUGGACGAUGCUCGGGAAGCGCGAAAGCAUCACUUGGAAGAGCUGGACUUCCAGCAGGAAGCCUCGAACCUGCUGCGUGUUCGCCAGGGCCUUUCUCAGAAGUUCCCGGAGGUCAAAGUGCCUGAGCCGAUUCUGGAGUUCUGCCGACCCACGGUGCUGGUGAUGACGCGUUUAGAGGGCCAUUCCUUGCUAGACGCUAUCAUGGACAUGGCGGAGGCCAUAGCGACAAUGAAGGGAAAGACCGUGGAGGAUUUAAUCGCAGAGUUCGCGCGCAGUAAUAAGGAUAAGGACCUUGCAUGGACCACGGGAAACCACGGGAAACCACGGGAACCCACGGGGAAUGGGCCUUGGAAGUUCCUGGAGUGA
Cladocopium goreaui is the source of this 3798-nucleotide messenger RNA. Lineage: Eukaryota; Dinophyceae; Suessiales; Symbiodiniaceae. The record is from the annotation of a GenBank genome assembly.